AUGGUGGCCAAAGCCCCGCCCCGUCCUACGGCCGUUGUCGUGGAUCAGGGCCUCAGGUACCGCUCCAAGACGCGCGGACUAUUGCAUACCCACAACUUGCCAGCGCUUCAGAAUUUACUGAAGCGUGAUCCGUCAGCGUACACGGAGGAUUUCCUUGCGCAAUGGAACCACUACGAGAGCCUACGGCGCAUUUUUGCGUCGGGUGUGGGGCAGCAAGUCGAGGGCGCUGCACUGGACGGCAAUGUGAGUGCUGUGCGCAUGAGCAAGGAUCAGCAGUCGCAAUUUGAUCAGCUGCUUUCGUUCGUGGCACAGCUGGCGCCAAGCUACCCAGACAUCACCAAGGCUCUGCCGGAGCAUCUCAGUGAGCUCCUGCUAGAGCACCAUGCGAGUCUUAGCCCCGAGACACGCAAGACGUGCUUUCGUGCAUUGUCCCUACUGCACAAUCGCCAGAUGAUUUCCAGUGAAUUUUUCCUCAAGACGCUCUUUCCUCUGCUGAGCAUGACGUCGUCGUCCGACAUGCGGACGAUGCUGCUCCAUGCGAUUGUACAGGACAUUAAGCUUGCGAACCAAAAGUCGAAGGAUCCUCGUCUGAACCGCAUGGUCCAGGGUCUGUUGUUUGGCAUGGUAGAACGUGGCAUGAAUCCGGACGAUACGAGCGUUGUACUGCGCCGUGCCGAUGCCGAGCUCAAGGGACGCACCGAAGCUCUGUGGGCGGUGCGAGUAGCCUCUGAAAUGUGGCGACGCAGGAUCUGGACGGAUGAGCGCACUGUCGCUCUGCUUGCUAUGGCAUGCACGCACCCACAUCCCAAGGUGCAGGCAUCAGCCGUGCGCUUUUUCCUGGGUGAUUUGCAUGCGGCAGAAAACGCAGGGCACGACAGCGAUGAAGAGCAGGGCGAGUCAGAGGAUGUAGGACGCCUCCAGCACCAGAACCGAGUCGGUAAAAAGACCAAGGCUGCUGAGCGACGACUGAAGCUCGCCAAGGCGCACGCACGUCGGCGACGCAAGGAGCAAUCGGAAAAGGCCCUCGAUGAAGCAGACCAGGAAACGGGCAACUUGGCGGCGAUUCACCUCCUGUAUGACCCGCAGUCAUUCGGCGAGAAUCUGUUCGAGAAUCUCAGCCGCGGCGACAAGCGGCAUUCGCUCGAAGUCAAAGUGCGCAUCAUGCAGCUGCUGAGCCGGGUGAUGAGCGUACACCGUUUGACCAUUCUGAGCUUUUACAGCUACAUGGCCAAGUACCUCAUGCCGCACCAGCUCCAUAUCACCCUGAUUCUUGUAUCGCUGGCUCAGUCCGUGCACGAGCAGACGCCGACAGAUGUUCUGACGCCGGCCAUCCGCAAGAUUGCGUAUGCGUUUGUGCAUCCUGGCGUCAGUGCCGAAGUCGUCGCGGCCGGUAUCAACACGAUCCGAGAGAUCUGCCGCCGGCAGCCAUGGUGCAUGGAGCAAGAUCUGCUGGAGGACCUGGUUGCGUACCGUCACUCCAAGGACAAAGGCGUCAGUGCGGCAUCACGGAGUCUCAUGCUGCUGUACCGCGAAGUCAAUCCGGGUAUGCUGCACCGCACAGAACGUGGCAAGGCAGCAUCCAUAGCCAUGGCUCAGGGCAAGGAAGCUGAGCGCUAUGGAGUGGACCGUCGAGAAGUGCAUGGCAUCCAGGGCCUUGAAUUACUCGAGCAGCAUCUGAAGGAGCGUGACGAUGAAGCGGCCGAUGAUGACGCACAGUGGGACGGCUGGGAAGUCGAGAGUGAUGACGAAAGCGAUAUGUCCGGUGGCUGGGUCAAUGUCAGCUCGGACGACGAGCAAGAUUACUUUGAGCUGGAAAAGAGUGAUGACGACGAAGAAGAGAAAGAUGACACGAAGGAGGUAGACACGCGUCCUAUGAGUGUGCGUGUGCGCGAGGCCCGACGAAAGCGCAAGGAAGAACAGAAGCAGGAGGGUGAAGACGAGUCAGAAUCGGAACCACAGCCGGAGCCAGCGUCUCACGAAGAGGCGCCCGACGCCUUUUCCGAGCUAGCGACGACGCGCAUCCUCACGCCCGCCGACUUCGCCAAGCUCAAUGAGCUGCGGCUCCAAGCGGCCGAGGAAACGGCCAAGACAGGCGGCGCAGCUGGCGCCCGGGCGCGGCGCGAGUUGGCAGCGCUGCAGCUGACCAAGAAGCGGACGACUGGCAGCCACGAGGUACUGGACGAGUCGGACAUUCUGGGCCCGCGCAAGAAGACCAAAGCAGACUACGAAGAACGUAUGGCGAGUAUCAACGCUGGCCGCGAGGGCCGCGAGAAGUUUGGCAGCAACAAGGGGAAGAAAAAGAAAGAAGUGGCCAGCAGCUCGACCAACCGCCAGAAGGCCAAAGGCAAGAACUUCCAGAUGGUGGCCAAGAGCUGGGGUGUGCGCAGCAAAAAGAAUGCGUCGCUGCGUGAGAAAAGCAAGCGCCUUCGCGCGCAUGUCAACCAGGCGAAGAAACGUAUGAAAUAG
This is a messenger RNA of Malassezia restricta, 2466 nucleotides long. RefSeq names its product protein SDA1. The transcript has a single exon. NCBI's taxonomy places the organism in Eukaryota, Fungi, Basidiomycota, Malasseziomycetes, Malasseziales, Malasseziaceae. The record is from RefSeq and is a predicted model, not a curated record. Bases 1 to 2466 code for a protein of 821 amino acids. Gene Ontology annotation, biological process: ribosomal large subunit biogenesis; ribosomal large subunit export from nucleus. Gene Ontology annotation, cellular component: nucleolus.